Molecule: messenger RNA, 8499 nt
Organism: Encephalitozoon cuniculi GB-M1
Lineage: Eukaryota; Fungi; Microsporidia; Unikaryonidae
Exons: 1
Coding region: 1-8499 (2832 amino acids)
Biological process (GO): ribosomal large subunit assembly; rRNA processing
Cellular component (GO): preribosome, large subunit precursor
Molecular function (GO): ATP hydrolysis activity; ATP binding
Source: RefSeq, marked provisional
AUGAAGUUCAAGAAGCAUAAGAAGGACGAGAUCAGAGUUGGGUUCUUAGAGAAUCUUGACAGGUUGGCCAAGGAGGCCGUGGAUCUCAAGAUUGCUGUUGAUGUGUACGGAGAGGUUGGAAGGACAUCACUGAUAAGCAAGCUCCAUUCUGAGCUUUGCGAUGAAGGAGGACGACUGGUCGAGAUUGAUUCCAGGGAAAUAACUGAUGCAAGGGUGCUGGGAGGCUUCUAUGCAGUUAAGGAAGGAGAUGUCGAAUAUAUGAAGGGAUUGCUAAUUGAAUCGAUGGUGAGCGGAGACUGGAUUCUGUUCAAAAGAAUAGACAAAAACCACGGAUUGCUGCAAUAUCUUUUCACCGUAAUUAAAUACAGAAGAUUGCUGGGCAACGACGGAGAAGAGGUUCUUGCACACGACAACUUCAGGAUAUUCUUUACCUCUGACGACAGAUUUGACAUGGAUGACGUUGUGUUUGUAGGACCUCUUAGCUUCGUGUUUGAAGAGGCAAUAGAGAUGUUUGAAGCACAAUGCACCAGAAGGCUUCUUACUAAGGUUUUUAGAGAUAUUUCUGCAGAUUGGAAAGUGUGCACGAAGGAUAAGGAAGGAGAGUGCCGAAAGAGUUGUCCUAAGAGGAUUUGUGGAAACAAUGAGUGGUGUCUGUCGGAGGGAUCUGUGGUGUGUGGACCCCACUUCCGGUCUCUUUUGAAAAUAAAGAAGAGGAUGGGAAGCAGUAACGGAGCGGGGGUGGAGGAAAGAGUAAGAGCAUACCAAUCAGUGUGCAAUGUCCUGCUCAAGCAUGAAUCUGAUUCCCUGAGGUGUGCUCUCACGCUGACUGAAAUUCCAAGCAUUUCACUCCACGGGAUAGGGUUUGCAAAGACUAGCUGCGUUGAAUGGGGUCUUUUCAAUCUUCUAUGGAACAUCAGAAACAACGAUCACACGCUGUUGAUUGGGGACACAGGAGUAGGGAAGACAUCCAUGAUUCAGUACCUGAGCUUGAAAUCUCAUUUUUUUCUGGGAACACAGGCCAAGUUGAGAAUUGUAAACAUGUCUGCAGAUUUCGACGGAACGGACCUAAUUGGAGGAUACGGGACGCUGGACAUGAACAAGGCCAUAGAGAAGAUCUGCAAUGAGCAGCGGGUAAGUGUGCCGGUCUGUUAUGGAAACAAGGAGAAACUUGAGUGGUUGAGAAAUAGGAUUUCCUCAAAGGCAGGAGAUGGUACGGAUUUAGAGGCAGUAACUAAGAGAAUUGACGGACUGCUCAAGCUGUUAGAGAAAAGAGCACAUUUUGUGUACAAAAGAGGGAUUUUGACUGAAUGCAUGGUAAAUGGCGAGUGGUUACUUCUUGAUGAAAUCAAUCUUUCUUCUGAGGAGACGUUGAACCUGAUAGACGGGGUAUUAGGUAAAAAAGAGAUAUUCCUGUAUGAAAGUGGAGAUCUGAGACCUCUUAGGAUCCACCCUGGAUUUCUGCUCUUCGGAUGCAUGAACCCGGGAGGAGACUUUGGAAAAAAGAAGUACGAGGGCAUUGAAUUCAACGCCGUGCAUAUUUAUGACUUCAGUACAUCACUAAAAGACAUCAAUCUUGUGGUGCACUCUGUGCUUAGAUAUGAGAUAUCGGAAGAGAGGAAGAGUAAGAUCGGAGAGUUCUUUUUGGAACUGAAGAGCAAGGUCUUGGGGAAAGAACUCAGCAAUGUAGUUGAGCCUCUGGUGAGCGGGCGAAGUCUUGUAAGGGUGCUGAACUUCAUCCGAAACUCAGGUGAAAGGGAGUUUUGCAAGUCUGUUUACGAGGCGUUUGACCUGUUUGUGUUUACACAGCUAGACUUUGUCAGCCGCUCUAUCGCGGUUUCUCUUCUGUCGAAGUAUUUUGCUGUUCUACCUGAGAGCACGGAAAAGACGAAGGUUAAGCAUGGGUUUGUUUUAACACCUAGGAUUCAGACGUAUCUAAGGACCAUGAGGCAAGCUAUUCUAUCGAACUGUCCUUUGCUGCUACAGGGAGACACAUCUACUGGAAAGACAAGCAUGAUUUUGUUUCUUUCCAGAGAGAUGUGCAGGCGUGUUAUUAGGAUAAACAAUCACGAGCAUACGGAGGCAGCAGACUAUAUUGGCAGCUUCGCUUCCACAAGCGACGGAAUUGAAUUCAAGGAAGGAGCCCUCGUGGGAGCCAUGAGGAGAGGAGAUUGGGUUAUUCUUGAUGAGCUAAAUCUUGCAUGCAGUGAUGUUCUUGAGGUAUUGAACAGGCUUUUAGAUGAUAACAGGCAAAUAUACAUUCCGGAGACUGAUGAGGUGGUUGUCCCCCAUGAGAACUUCCGAAUAUUUGCUACUCAGAACAUCGGGUAUGGGGGCAGGAAGGGACUGAGCAAGGCAUUCAGAAACAGGUUUGUUGAGAUGUUUUUCUGUGAGAAUGGAGAGGACGAGAUACUGGAGAUAUUACAUGGGGGAUCGGAGCUUCCCAAGAGCUUUUGCAAGAAGAUGGUUGAGGUCUACAGCGGCCUUAGGUCACGGAGAAGUAUUAAUGCACUGAUAACUCUUCGCGAUCUUUUCAAAUGGUCUGGAAGAAUACCCACAUGCAUGGAUGAGGUGUGCUUCCUAGGAAUGAGUAUGAUAUAUGAGAGGCAGAGGGAGCUUGAAGAUAGAGUUCGGGUGGGCCAGGUCUUUUCUGAGUCCUUUGGAGAAGCAAGUGUGGAGAGGUAUAAGAAGAUGAUUGCAGGGAAGGAAGAGAAAUGCGAAGGAGAACGGAUGGCGGGGAAGUGUGAUGUUACUCUAAGGGAGGCUUUUCUCGUUAUUGAGAAGCUUUAUGCAGGGAACUUCGUUCUUACUGAUACGUUUAGGAGACUCAUUAACUUGAUGAUUCUGGCCUGGGAAAGCAAGGAGCCUAUCCUCAUUGUUGGAGAGACUGGAAUAGGAAAGACAAAGGCAUGCGAUAUAGCCAGCUCUGUAUUCAAGACCAGGCUUAUUACCCUAAGCAUGCAUAGGGGGAUAGAAAGCUCUGAUUUCAUUGGGAGCUUUGUAUUUGAGAACUCAAAGAUUGUGUGGAAGGAUGGGCCGCUGGUGAAGGCGAUGAAGUGUGGCGAUGCAUUCCUCAUUGAUGAAAUUAACUUGGCAGAGGAUUCUGUUCUUGAAAGACUUAACAGUGUGCUGGAGUCACAGCGGACCUUGUACAUAACGGAGACAGGGGAGGAGGUUGUUGCGCACGAUGGAUUUAGAAUACUGGCAACUAUGAAUCCAGGAGGAGAUUUCGGAAAGAGAGAGCUUAGUCCUGCGCUCCGAAACAGAUUUACAGAGAUGUAUUUUGAGGUUUCUUCUGAUGAGGCGCCCCUGAUAUUUGAUUAUCUUGUAGACAAGAGAUUUGGGGAAGUGGAUAUACCAAAGAAAAGCACGGAGACCUUUAAGUAUCUGGCGAGAUCUCUCAAUGUAUCCAUCCGAAAGCUCGAGCUUAUAGUUGAAUUUAUAUACAGGCGCUAUAUGGGCGAAUUUUCAGGAGUUGCCUGUGCGGAAGCGGGACUCGAUGUGGAAAGCGUGUGGGAAGAAGCAUUGGAGGUUGCAGGAAUAAAGGGCAUUGAAGCGGAUGUAAAUGCAAGAUACUUUGAGGAUGAGAGGAUGUUUGGGGUUCUUCCAUACCUGGUGGAGCACCACAGCUCCUCCUCGUUUGACUUUGAGUCUCCAACGUCUACAGUAAACCUUAGGAGGAUUCUCAGGGCGAUGGGGCUAGGAAGAGGAACUAUGUUGGAGGGAGAUCCAGGAAUAGGAAAAACCAGCAUAAUCCAAGGACUGGCUAGAAAGAUGGGGAAGAAAUGCAUCAGAAUAAACUUAAGUGAGCAGACGGAGUUAUGCGACCUGGUUGGAAGCUAUCUCCCGGUUGAUGGAGAGAUUCGUUUUAUGGAGAGUGAGCUGCUGCAUAGUCUUAGGGACGGUGGAUGGAUAAUUCUCGAUGAAAUUAAUCUUUGCACACAAAGUGUGAUUGAGGGAUUGAAUUCUGUGCUGGACUACAGAAGAAAGCUUUUUAUACCCGAGGUCACUGUUGAUGUCCAUGAAGAUACCCGGAUAUUUGCAACUCUCAAUCCAUGCGACUCGAGAAAUGGACGGAAAAUGCUUCCGAAAAGUUUUCUUGACAGAUUUGUAAGGAUUAAGAUGGACGGCUACACUACGGACGAUAUUACACACAUCCUUAACAAAAUGUUCCCAUCGCCUAUGAUAGUAAGCUCCACAAGUUUAAGAGAAAACAUUAGAAUGAACCAGGUGGGAACUUUAGAAGAUGGGGAUACCAGCUAUUUUAUAGAUGAGUCCGUUGUCAGAGUUGGGUCUGUUACCGUCGAGAUGAAAGAAAGACGGCCUAGACUAGACUUUGUGUUGAUACACUCUCAACUUCAGGGGCUGGAAAUGAUUAUGAGGUGCAUCGAGAUGAAUAUUCCGCUAAUAAUAUCCGGCGGGGUUGGCAAGGACUCAUUACUCCGGUUUGUCUCUUCUGUGUUUGGGCAGGAGAUGACGCUCUUCAACUGUCAUAAGGAUACGGAUGUAUGCGAUCUUCUUGGACAGUACCAGAAGAUGCAGAAUGGGAUGUUCGAAUGGUGUGAUUCGGCGGUUGUAUCUAGCGUCAAGGAGGGCAAGAUGGUUGUCUUUGCUGGUGUUGAAUUUGUUGAAAAGUCGGUGUUUGAUAGGCUGAAUUCUUUGUUUGAAUCUGAGAGAACAUUGAAUGUGUAUGAAAGAGGUGUCGACACAAACGUUGCUGUUAAUCCACUAACACGACUGGUCCUGGUAGCAAAGGAGCCAGGAAUGCUAUCACCUGCAUUAUUGGAUAGGUGCAUGCAUGUGGAAUUAAGCGACAGGCUUAACUACAUUGACUUAUGGAAGCUGUUUGUGAAGUUUCCUAUUGAUGGGGGCCCUGUGUUCUGCAGAGAUUUUUGUGGCCUUUCAAUGAAGAGCAGACCUCUUAGCUUUGGAUUGGAUUUGAAAAGAUUUAGGAUGCUAGGAAUUUGGCCCGACUUUCUCAGCAAGCACCUCUGUGGCGUUUAUAAUACCCUUGAAGAGCGUGAAAUUGACAGGCUGUUUAGAUUCAGGAACAAGAGUAUACCAAACGCAAAAACAGACGUCGAGCUUCUUAACUUCUACAGGAGGAUUGAGCUUUGUAUUUACAUGCCACAUGAUGACGAGUCUAGGAUGAAAUUGCUUAGAAGCAUGGGUGCGAUGAAUUCUGAAGCUCGAAAGGCAGUGGCAUUCAUCAAGUCUGCUAGCCUUUCAGUUUUCAGCCCUUUCUGCAAUGACGAGAAAUGCUCUCUCAAUUUCCCAAGAUCAUCUAAGGACCUGAAGAUGAAGGUCAUCAGGUCUCUUCGGGACAAGAAGUUCUCCGAAUAUAGAAAGCUAAAGACCAUUGCGGAACAUCUCCCUGAAGUGCGAUGGGAGUUCCUGCCCGAAUUUGAUGAGUUCUACUUCGAGUUUAUUGAAAGAUGCCAGAAUGAUCCCUUGAGCAUGGUCAGAGAGGGGCUGGUUGUAGAGAUGAAUGAGUUUGAAAACAAAAGCCUUACGGCAAUACACGAUGUCAUGAAGCACAUGUACAAAUAUGGGAAGGGAUCUGUUGAAGAGAUGGUCGAGGAUUAUGAAAGAGGGAUCAAAGAAUAUAAAAUCAAGAUCAGAGAUGUAGAGAAGAAGAUGGGAAGAGACUAUGCCAGAUUCAAGGAAUCGUUGAAGGACCUAAACUUCUGCUCCUACAUGUGUGGUGACAGGCUUUUUUACGAGGGCUUCGGGGAUGUGUUUGAUUACUACUUAAUCUAUAUGUUCUGCAAAUGGAUAAACGGAGAGGGGUGCUCAGGAAAGUGUAAGAUUAGGCGCCUGGGUGAAAGCUGCCUGGAAUAUCGAGAUGUAGGGAUAAGAUACGGCGAUAGCGAGUCUGGAUCCUACGUUUCCUACAGUAUCUUGUGUUUAAACCUAAUUCGAUUAGGGCUAGGGAUCCUUCCUCAUUUAGAAAAGAUAGAUUGCAAAGGAUUGGACCAUGAGUUUUCAAGAUACUUAAACUCUCUAUAUUACUCAAGGCCAACAGACAAAUGCAGCUUGAUGCUGGAAGGGACCAUCUUUGACAAGAUGGUACAUGCCAAGGAAACUAGCUGGAUCGACAAUCUGCUGGAGUUAGAAGAGAAAGACCUAGAUGACUGCCUAAGGUCUAUAUUUAACAGAAAGACCAGGGCGAGGGUCAUUGAAAGUGAUGCAAGUAGGCUGGAAAUUGCUGGGGAGCUGGUUGAGUUUAUGGAUCAGGAAAUGCAGGAGCUGCCCAUAUUCACAAGUGCUGCAUGUCUUAUGGAAUAUGCACAAAGAAAAAUAACCGAUCCCGAAUGCUAUGGGGCUCUGUCGCCAGAGAAUAUGGAUGAUGCAGACCCUAGUGGAAAUCAGAUCUUGGAGUCGACUAUUGUUAUAGGGGGGCACUUAAAAGAGAAGGGCUUUACUGGCAACGAGGAUUCGCAAGUACAUAGGAUAGUGGAGAUCUUGGAAAGGCUUUAUAAGGAUACGUCUGCUUGUGAUGUAGAUAGGAACUAUAGGUACUUCCUGUAUCUGGUUAUAACACCAUUCAGCUUUGAGAUGGCUGAAAGAUAUUUCCUAGACUGCUCUGUGUAUGAGUUUGUGGACAGGGUUGGGCAUGCACGGGAGAUGGCUAUAAAAGACGGAAAUCCUGUUUUCUAUAAUGUGACUCUGAAGUACGUUUCAUUUGAGGUGGAAAGGCUCUAUGAAGACAGAAUCAGAGACGCAAAGUCGAAGCUGAAGAAAGAGCCAAAGCUGUAUAAGAAGAUCCUGGAGGAUUUGAAGAAGUUUCUUAUACUGCCUGUAACCAAUGUGCUGGAUCUUAAGUUCCCGCAACUAUACCCUGGUUGCCAGGGAUACCACCCCGAUGUAUACACCUACAUUCUGAAGAACAGGUCUGAUUGCGAAUGCAGAGACUGGAUUGAGUUUGCAAAGAAGUUUGACAGAAGAGAAGUUCAAAAUGCAUUUGGAGGUAAUAAGAUCAAGAGAAAGGAUGUUCUUGAGUUGUUUUUCAACAGGAUACCAAAGGAGAUGUUUUCUAAUUCUGAAGUGUGCCUAGGAAAGGUCGUUAAUCAGAUGGUAGAGGACACUACCUUGAUGAAUCUGACACGAAUGUGCAUUGAGAACCCAUACAUACCGUUUAUGUAUUUCGUGUUUAUGUUUGGCCGUGAAGAAGAAGGCGCUGUGGAAGAUGGGACAGGGAUGAAAAGUGGAACGGGUAAUAUCAAUGUGAGCGAGCAGAUCGAGCAUGAGGACGAGAUAGACGAUGAGUAUGGAGAGCAGGAAAAAGUAAGUGAGAGUGAUGGAAUAGACUUUGAUAAUGACGGAAGUAUCUCCACUGCCAGUGAACCGGAAGAAGAGGAGUGUGAAAGCGGAGUAGAUGGAUGGAAUGACGAGGAAGAAGAAGAAGAUGAUGAUGAAAAGAACGAAAAGGAGUGUGAGAGCGAGCAGAAUGCAGAGAUAGACAUUGAAGACGAAGGCAUUGGGUCUGAAGGAAGUUUGGAGUCUGGAGGAGAGGAGCUGCUGUGUUCGAAUUCUUCCGAAGGAAACGAGAGCUCAGAGAUUGAGGAGGAUGAUGUGGAGUCUGGAGGAGAGAGCGAUGCAAGGUCACGGGAUGUCGAAGACUUGGAUUCUUAUAAUAAGCCGGAAGCCAAUGAGUACCAGUUCAAGGAAGGGGUCCUUAACAAGAAUCAAACAUGUGAGGUGGCAGAGAACUACGAAAGAUAUGUUGCUGGAAAGAAUCCUGAUGACAAUGCCCUUUGUGCUGGAGAAGGGAGUGAAAGGGUUUCUGGGGAUGAUGACGACUCUGGAAGCGGAGACGUGUUUGAGUCCACGGUAAGAAUAAGGAUAGAGGAUCAGGACUGCACCAAAUUGACUAAUUUGCUCAGAAUAAUCAUGGAGUCGAAAAGAGGUAACAGAUAUAGAGGAGACUUUAGAAGUGGGAAAAAGCUGAACAUGAAGAGGCUAGUUCCAUAUAUAGCCAGUGGAUUUAGGAGAGACAGAAUCUGGAUGAGGAGACAGAGAAAUGACAAGAAAGAAUAUGUCCUCCGGCUGUUUAUCGAUAACAGCAAAAGCAUGUACAGUCAGGAGAUGAUUGACACCCUUUUAUCGCUGUACUCGAAGAUAAACAGAUCCUUUUCCCUUCUUGGGAUACCCGUUGAGGUCUACAGAUUUGGGGAGGUCCUGGAGAGAUGUCCUGUUGAAGAAAUGCGAUUCAACGACUCUCGGACCAUGGUUGAUUGGAUUGACGAAUUUAACGAUGGAAUCAAUAUCAUCUUGACCGAUGGUCUCUUUCAAAAUGCAGGCUAUAAUCAUCCAAACUUCCUCGUCUUACUGGUGGACAAGUGCGAUGUAAGAAAAAUGUCCAAGGUGAUCGUUUCAGAAGGGUCUAUCUUUGUUCAAAGAUAUCUAGAUACCUUUCCUUUCAAGUAUUGCAUCAUUUCGGGUGUGGACGAGUUGGAGUCUACGUUCAUAAUGGCAUUGAGUGAGCUCAUCAGCUCCUGA